Molecule: messenger RNA, 1967 nt
Organism: Epinephelus fuscoguttatus (brown-marbled grouper)
Lineage: Eukaryota; Metazoa; Chordata; Actinopteri; Perciformes; Serranidae
Product: cytochrome P450 2G1-like
Exons: 9
Coding region: 56-1534 (492 amino acids)
Biological process (GO): xenobiotic metabolic process
Cellular component (GO): cytoplasm; intracellular membrane-bounded organelle
Molecular function (GO): iron ion binding; oxidoreductase activity, acting on paired donors, with incorporation or reduction of molecular oxygen, reduced flavin or flavoprotein as one donor, and incorporation of one atom of oxygen; heme binding
Source: RefSeq, a predicted model, not a curated record
AGCAGGUAGAGAUCUGUUGACCAGCGCAGAGUCAAGAAGACAAGGUGUAAAGAGCAUGAUGGAGUUUUCUGCAUCAGUGAUUUUGGCAGGGCUCAUUUUAGCUCUGCUGUGGUUGUUUAGUGUCAAGAACAGUAGGAAGCAUCGUUUGCCUCCAGGACCCUUUGCACUUCCUCUCAUAGGAAACCUGCCACAGCUGCAGAAAAAUGCACCGUUUAAAAGCUUCAUCAAGCUCAGUGAAACCUACGGCCCUGUGAUGACAUUGCACCUGGGCUGGCAGAGGACAGUUGUAUUGGUAGGAUAUGACGCAGUGAAGGAGGCUCUGGUGGACCAAGCAGACGACUUCACAGGCAGAGGACCACUGCCAUUUCUGCUCAAGGCUACCAAGGGCUAUGGUUUGGGGAUCAGUAAUGGAGAGCGUUGGCGGCAGCUGCGACGUUUCACAUUGACCACGCUGAGAGACUUUGGGAUGGGACGCAAGGGGAUGGAAGAGUGGAUCCAAGAGGAGAGCAAACACAUGAGGGCCCGCAUAGAUACAUUCAAAGGUAUACCAUUUGACCCCACGUUCUUGUUGAGCCGCACUGUGUCCAAUGUGAUCUGCUGCCUGGUGUUUGGUGAACGCUUCAGUUAUGAAGACAAGAGCUUCCUACACCUCCUCAACAUCAUAUCUGAGAUUUUAAAGUUCAACAGCAGCUUUAGGGGUCAGAUGUACAACAUCUUUCCCUGGCUCCUAGAGCAUCUGCCUGGCAACCAGCAUACUGUUUUUGUCCAGGUUGAUGAGGUGAGAGAGUUUAUCAAAAUGAAGAUCCAAGAGCACAAAGAGACACUGGACCCCAGCUCCCCGCGGGACUAUAUUGACUGCUUUCUCAUCCGAAUGAAUCAGGAAAAGGACAUUCCCACAACUGAGUUCAACUAUGACAACUUGGUCGCUACAGUGAUGAAUCUCUUCCUGGCAGGAACAGAAACCACCAGCACCACCAUCAGAUAUGCCCUCGGUGUGCUGGUCAAAUAUCCCAACAUACAGGAGAAAAUGCAGCAGGAGAUUGACACUGUGAUCACAAAAGGCCUUUGCCCAAGCAUGGAGAACAGGAAGUCCCUCCCUUUCACAGAUGCUGUCAUCCACGAGGUGCAGCGUUUUCUGGACAUUGUUCCUUUCAGCCUCCCUCACUACGCACUCCACGACAUCUCUUUCAGGGGUUACACAAUCCCCAAGGACACUGUGAUUAUUCCCUUGUUGCACUCUGUGCUGAAAGAGGAAAAGCAAUGGGCAACUCCCUGGUCCUUUAACCCCGAGCACUUCUUGGACCAAAAUGGCAACUUCAAGAAAAAUCCUGCUUUCCUGCCAUUUGCUGCAGGGAAGAGAGCCUGUGUUGGCGAGUCUCUGGCUCGUAUGGAGCUUUUUCUCUUCCUGGUGUCACUGCUGCAGAAUUUCACCUUUUCCUGCACCGAAGGCCCCGACAGUAUUAACCUCAUUCCUGAGUACAGCGGCUUUGCCAAUUUACCUCGCAGGUACCAGAUCAUUGCCACACCACGGUGAGAAGAGGAGAAACACUCAGACUCCUUCUAUCGUCGCUUAAAGCAUUCUGAGUCACUCACAAGGACACGUCUAUAACACACAUUGCUUCAUUUUGACACAGCAGUGUUUGUGUACAGUUGCUGUUUGCUGAUACCUGACUGAUAACACAGGCAGUCUCAUCAAACUCAAAAUUUAAGCAACAGUUUAUCUCCAGGCAUAAUUAUAAAUUGUCCUAUCUUUUGCUUUGGUUGUCUUUUUCCAUAUAUUUUUCGUUUUGUAUAUAUCUGUAUGAAUCAAUUCUUGGUUCCUGUGUUAAUUGUGAACAUGUUUUCUUUAUAACAAGAAAUUCUAUUCUUUUUAACAAAAAUAUAUUUUAAAUAAUACUGAGUUUGAUUGGAAGAAGAGCUGCCCACUUGUGAAAAUUAAAAUGUUGAAAAACACUUGAAAAAAAAAA